CUCCCGGUUAGCGUUUCCCCUACGUCCGAUGUUCAAGCACUGAUAUUCCAUCUCCUUCGUUUGCCUAUGUUGACGCUGAACGCACCGGAGGCGCACAUGAGUUCGUACUAGUUCAAGGGCGCUGCACGCCAAAAAUGGAUUAGGAUUUUCUCUUAGGUUUCGCUGCUUUAGAUCAUCCGGUUUCAAAACCAAGCAGUGCAUGUUCAUCUCAUACCAAGCCGUCAAACAUUACUGGACUCAGCCUUUGGAUAUAAGUACUUCCGUUAGAUAUGACACUUCCUUUACAGUACUUCGCCAAGGUACAACCGCGACUAUCGGUGCGGUUGGAAGAGUCGCCGUCGGUUAAUAUUAAAACGUCACUCUUUUUGCACCUGCCAGCUAAUUUUGAGCAGCAGAACUGGUACAAAUAGGAUGUCAAUUUUCUUCUAUCGUUCAAGUUGACUUCCACAUCCCUAGCCUGCAAUGUCUACAUCCCAUUACAACUCCGAGCGUUUUCGUUUUCCCGAUACCAUGUCGAACUGGCCUUGGACUCGUCAAAUAAGCCCCUUUUAUGAAUCCGUCAAAGCAGAGUCCUCAGCAUGGGUGGAAAGCUUCAAACCUUUCGACGAAAGGACACAGAAAGCAUUCAAUCGCUGCGACUUCAGCCUUGCUGCUGCCCUCGUAUAUCCUCAUUUCGAUAAAGAACGACUACGGACAUGCGCAGAUGUCUGUAAUUUCAUAUUUGUCUUCGACGAUUACUCCGAUCUAGAGGAUGAGAACGGCGUUCAAUAUCAGCGAGAUAUUAUCAUGGAUGCCUUGCGGAACCCUUUCACGCCUCGAGCGAAAGGGGAGUGUAUUCUCGGUGAAAUGGCUCGACAAAUGUGGGCACGUGCAGUCCCGACUGCCUCUUCUCACUGUCAAGAGCGGUUUAUUGAUACCAUGGAUGUAUAUACAAAAGCUGUCGUUCAGGAAGCCGAAGACCGUCGUAUGGAUAAUAUCCGUGGCAUUGAAGGUUACCUUCAUGUUCGCAGAGGGACAGUUGGAGUGAUGCCCUUCUUCGCUCUUAUCGAAUUGAAUGCAGAUAUAUGCUCCCAUGACAAGCUCAUGGAUGACGAUAGAAUCAGGGAGUUAGAAGAAUUGGCCACGGAUAUGAGUAUCCUUAACCAAGACAUGUUUUCUUACAUUAAGGAGAGAGAUGAUGGGCAUCACGCUCACAAUCUCGUCACCAACGUCAUGCACGAUUUGAAAGUGGACAUCAAUGGCGCCAUGGAUUGGAUUGAUCAACGAUACAGUAUGCUCGUGCAAGAGUUCAUCGACAUCAUGAAGGAGGUCCUUGGUGAGAGUGAUGUUGUUGAAUGGUAUAUUUGGGGCAUUGGAAAUUGGGUAAAAGCUACACACACCUGGUGCUUUGAAAGUGAACGAUACUUCGGGAAGCAUGGACUACAUAUACAGAAAGAACGAUGGAUAGACCUAUACUUUCGCAAGGAAUAGAAGUAUAUCGUUACGUCUGCAAAUUCUAUGUAGCACUUUAUCAGUUUAUGUAUCCCAUGUUUGAACGUACGACUGCUCAAAGCCUUUGCUAGUGUUACAACAGAACUCGUAUCGGAGUUAAAAGAAGAGUGUUCAAGUCUUAGUCUCCCGGCUAGAACCAUAGACUCAAAAUCCACAGUAAGUGCGCAAAGCAGAUGAUUAGGAUAUCAAUUGAUAGUCAACACCUCUGACAUUUAGGUUAUUCGUCAGUGCGGCUAGAUCGGGGUUCAGGAAAAGAUGAAGGCAGUGGUCUUCCUGUAUGAAAUGACUACGACUAUGCAUGACGCAUCUCUAACAGGAUGACGAUUGAUAGCAUCGAUCUAAAGCAUUUAGCUUGAGACUAAGGAGAGAAAACUUAUGCCAGGCGGG
Molecule: messenger RNA, 1878 nt
Organism: Serpula lacrymans var. lacrymans S7.9
Lineage: Eukaryota; Fungi; Basidiomycota; Agaricomycetes; Boletales; Serpulaceae
Gene: cyc7
Product: putative terpene cyclase
Exons: 7
Coding region: 463-1470 (335 amino acids)
Source: RefSeq, a predicted model, not a curated record